AUGCCUACAAUCAUCUUACUCGACAAUUCGUUGUCGAUGAAUCAACUGGUCAAAAUUGACGGAAAUGCCGAAGUGAAGCGGAUCGAUUUAGCCAAGCGUGCUGUAAACGCUUUUCUGGACCACCAGGCGAAGCACAACCGACUCGAGUUGACAUCGCUCAGUGUUUUCUCAAAAAAGUACCAGGAACUUGUCCCGUUAACUCACGACUAUGCUACACUAAAGGAUGCAUUAAGUGCAGUCGAACUGAAAGAACAGUCACAUCUUAUUACCGCUUUACACGAAGUUCAAAAGACUAUUUCAAUUGAAGAAUGGGGACGAAAUUAUACUUGUCAAGUGAUUGUGGUGACAGACGGUAAUUCUGUUGUGAGUUCAAGCUACCUGAACAAGGGCUGCAUGAACAUACCUAAUCUCGGCGAAAGUGAGAGCAACAAUUGGCCCCUUCCUCUGCCAUUCCGAAACANCAUUUCAAUUGAAGAAUGGGGACGAAAUUAUACUUGUCAAGUGAUUGUGGUGACAGACGGUAAUUCCGUUGUGAGUUCAAGCUACCUAAACAAGGGCUGCAUGAACAUACCUAAUCUCGGCGAAAGUGAGAGCAACAAUUGGCCCCUUCCUCUGCCAUUCCGAAACAAAAUUCACAUUAUUUGCAUAAACACACUCAGUAAUCACAUGCUUCAGAAGUCACUGCCAUUUUACAAAGAGAUCAUUGCUCGCAAUUCUCACAGCAAAGUGGAAGUCAGUGUGAACACUCCCUGUGAAGGUGGUCAAAUUUUUGUUCCAACCGUUCCAUUGCUGUCAUACAGCGCCAUUGAAGAUCUCACAUCAAAGCUAUGCUCGGAGUACUUUAAACCACUGACAGGCAAAAUAACUUGUGGCAAUUUGACUUGCUGCGCUUACUUGUACCCCGGUCUUUCGCCCAACUCCAUUUGCAGAGACUCAAGCAACUUGGAAGUCGAAAUUUGUGGUUUCUUGAAAUCCAAUGAAGUCGCCUCUCCACCAGUAAAUUCUCGACAUUUAGUCGUGCCCAUGGCAGAGUCCCUUGAGCAGCUGAAAAAGUUCAUGACUUUCCUUAAUUACAAGUCUGACCUUACAGAUGAAGAUAUCGCAAAAAUGUUUGCUGAUGAAGCCAAGCACCCCUCCUUUGGGGUACUAUUACAUGGAGGUCUGAAAAUUGAAAACAUGACUGCCCUGUGUCAGCUUAAUGAUUCUCCCACCUGGUACGGAAUGCUCUACUCGGGAACUGACAACAAGAAGAGGUCUUAUUUAAUGCUAACCACAUUUGAGCCAGGAGUAGACUCCGUUUCAUGGGCUUCCAAGUUCAGCAUUCCCAAAAUUCUCAAUGACUUGCCGGUUGCUCCCACAAUAAAGAAGCCCUCCAACUACGUCGUUUGGCUGCAGCCUGCCUCUAUCCAAAAUGACGUUCAGAAAAUUAUUCGAUACACGAGGAAACUACCUGACAAGUUUGACGCAUUGCACAGCGAAGUGGUUCGUUUCAAGCGUACCGCCAUUGCGUACUACCUGUUCGAUCUGAUUGAUACAAUGAUUAGCCUGCUUCAGCGAGAAACAGCGACUCAUCCAGAGGUGGCCAGCGAAAUAGGACGAAUCAUCAACCUCCUCAGUAAGCCAUACGACGACAAUACUUGUUAA
Molecule: messenger RNA, 1644 nt
Organism: Rhagoletis zephyria (snowberry fruit fly)
Lineage: Eukaryota; Metazoa; Arthropoda; Insecta; Diptera; Tephritidae
Source: RefSeq, a predicted model, not a curated record